UCUGAUACACCCUCCACCCUCCACCCCACGGAAGAAAGGAGAAGACUUUGGAAAUUGCUUUUAAAAUAUCAGAUGACAUCGGCAUAACUGAAGAUAGAUUCUCAUUAUUUAUCAUCUUUUAAAGACCAAAAUGGAAAUAUUGUACAGAACAGAUAUAUAAGAAUGUUUCUAUAAAUCUAUGGUGGAAUUCCUCUGAUAUAUUUACUCUGAAAUGUGUUAUUAGCAAACCUUCUGGACAUCACUGGCUGGAGUGUCCACGAGAUGAGUCUCUUCACAAAUUAAACUUGGAUAAAUUUAUUAAAGAAUUUUGGGACAAAGGUAACUCUGGACAGAAAUACAGCUGUCGAAAUACUUGCAAACAAAAACUAUAGAUUCAAAAAGGUGUAAAAAGAUUAUAUACUGUGUUUUUUUAAGUAAAAUAAUGGAAAAGAGUGAGAAACUAAAGGAACUGAUUUUUCCAGUAAAUAGAGGAAAAGGGAGACAAAAAUUGUCACAUGAGUGUGAUGUCUGCAAAAAGUCUUUCUCUCGAAAAGGUCACUUAAGUGUGCACGAACGUAUUCAUACAGGGGAGAAGCCAUUUCACUGUGUCAUCUGUGGUAAAUCAUUCCCUCAAAGUAAUAACUUGACUACACACCAACGUAUUCAUACAGGGGAGAAGCCAUUUCACUGUGACAUAUGUGGUAAAUCAUUCCCUCAACAUAAUAACUUGACUACACACAAACGUAUUCAUACAGGGGAGAAGCCAUUUCACUGUGACAUCUGUGGUAAAUCAUUCCCUCAACGUAAUAACUUGACUACACACCAAUGUAUUCAUGCAGGGGAGAAGCCAUUUCACUGUGACAUCUGUGGUAAAUCAUUCUCACAAAAAAGUAACUUGACUAGACACAAACGUAUUCAUACAGGGAAGAAGCCAUUUCACUGUGACAUCUGUGGUAAAUCAUUCCCUCAACGCAAUAACUUGACUACACACCAAUGUAUUCAUGCAGGGGAGAAGCCAUUUCACUGUGACAUCUGUGGUAAAUCAUUCCCUCAACGUAAUAACUUGACUAGACACCAACGUAUUCAUAUAGGGGAGAAGCCAUUUCACUGUGACAUUUGUGGUAAAUCAUUCUCUAAAAAAAUUAACUUGACUACACACGAACUUAUUCAUACAGGAGAGAAGCCAUAUCACUGUGAUGUCUGUUUUGCAUCAUUCCUUGGCCGAAGUGCUUUUAAUUCGCACAUGCGUUUUCAUACGGGGGAGAAACCAUUUCACUGUGACAUCUGUGGUAAAUCGUUCCUUCAAAAAGGUAGUUUGACUACACACAUGAACUUAUUCAUACUAGAGAGAAGCCUUAUCCCUGUGAUGUCUGUGGUACAUCAUUCUCUGACCGAAGUGCUUUAAAUUCUCACAUACUUGUUCAUAUAGGAUAGAAACCAUAUCAUUUGUAGUAAAUCCUUCUCUCAAAGUAGUGCUUAACUUCUCACAAACAUUUUCAUUCAGGAGAGACACCAUAUUCCUGUAACAUAU
Messenger RNA from Octopus sinensis (East Asian common octopus), 1510 nucleotides. RefSeq names its product gastrula zinc finger protein XlCGF7.1-like. The record is from RefSeq and is a predicted model, not a curated record. The coding region runs from base 422 to 1384 and encodes 320 amino acids. Gene Ontology annotation, biological process: regulation of transcription by RNA polymerase II. Lineage: Eukaryota; Metazoa; Mollusca; Cephalopoda; Octopoda; Octopodidae. Gene Ontology annotation, molecular function: RNA polymerase II cis-regulatory region sequence-specific DNA binding; DNA-binding transcription factor activity, RNA polymerase II-specific. The transcript has 3 exons.